Molecule: messenger RNA, 3316 nt
Organism: Syzygium oleosum
Lineage: Eukaryota; Viridiplantae; Streptophyta; Magnoliopsida; Myrtales; Myrtaceae
Product: exosome complex exonuclease RRP44 homolog A
Exons: 24
Coding region: 201-2999 (932 amino acids)
Biological process (GO): rRNA catabolic process
Cellular component (GO): nuclear exosome (RNase complex); cytoplasmic exosome (RNase complex)
Molecular function (GO): endonuclease activity; RNA binding; 3'-5'-RNA exonuclease activity
Source: RefSeq, a predicted model, not a curated record
CAAGCUCCACCUCCGCCGGUUCGAUUUUGCGGAAGCCACCGCCCCCUCGCCUCCGCCGCCGCCGCCGCCGCGGAUAACUCCGGCGGCUCUCGUCGGUUCUACUGUGGAAACUGUGAAGCGACUUCCCCCCUCCAUCCUUCCAGUUGCGGAGAACGGGGGGCAGAGCGUUAGGAACUCGGGAGGGCUGACCACGCCGAAGCAUGCUGCACAACAAGUCCUUCGUCAAGAAGACGAAAUCGGGCAAAAUCACCAAGAAUGUGAGGGAACACUAUCUGCGGGACGAUAUCUACUGCGGAGUCCCGAUAUGCAAAGCCUGCGACUCCUCCGCCGCUCGCCUGAGCGGCUCCGCCUCUUCCCCGAUCCUCGUCCUCGACACGAACGUCGUUCUCAAUCAGAUUGAUUUGCUUGAGAAUCCGGCGAUUGACGAUGUCGUCGUGCUGUCUAUCGUGCUCCAAGAGGUCAGGAACAGGAAUUUGUCCGUCUAUAAUAGAAUCAGAGCGCUCUGCAGCAAUUCGGCAAGGAACUUCUUUGUCUUCUCGAAUGAGCACCACAAGGAUACGUUUGUCCAGGACAUGGCAGGUGAAAGUAAAAAUGAUAGGAAUGAUAGAGCUAUACGUGUGGCGGCUCAGUGGUAUCAGCGUCAUCUGGGUGGUACUGCUCAGGUUCUGCUCAUAACCAACGACAGGGAGAAUAAGAGGAAAGCUACAGAAGGGGGCAUUCCAGCAGAGACCAUUGAAGCCUAUGUGAAAUCACUGGACCGCCAGGAUCUGCUAGAUUUGCUUGUGCGUCCUGCAUCAGAGGAUGUAGACAUGGAAGAAGUUGAAGAUUUAAGACCAUCAAAGAGGAAAGUUAUGUAUGCUGAGCACAAGCCCCUAUCUGAAAUUACUUCUGGGUUGCAUCGAGGAAUAUUUCACCAAGGGAAGCUUCGUGUUAAUCGAUACAAUCCUUUCGAAGCAUAUGUUGGAAGUGAAAGUAUUGGUGAUGAAAUCAUUAUAUAUGGGCGUGGAAAUAUGAAUCGAGCUUUUGAUGGUGAUAUUGUGGCGGUGGAACUACUGCCUCAAGAUCAGUGGCAUGAGGAGAACUCUUUAUCAUUAGCAGAUGAAGAGGAUGAAGAGGAAGGAGUUCAUCUGGUCCCGGGCAGUGCAGAUGAUGCCCCUAGGACAACAAAUCUGGUACAGGGUGCUGCUGGUCCACCUCCAUACCGCCCAUCUGGCCGGGUUGUUGGUAUCAUAAAGAGGAACUGGCAUUCUUAUUGUGGAUCUUUGGAGCCUAUGCCCAUGCCGGCGGGAGAUGGGGGUGUUGCACAUGCGCUAUUUGUUUCUAAGGACAGGAGAAUUCCAAAAAUUCGCCUCCAAACUCGACAGCUUGGAAACCUUCUGAACAAGAGAAUUGUCGUGACCGUGGACUCCUGGGACCGUCUUUCACGCUAUCCUUCUGGGCAUUAUGUUCGUACAAUUGGAGAAAUAGGUGAUAGAGAUACAGAAAGCGAGGUUGUAUUAAUUGAGAAUGACAUUGAUGCAAGGCCAUUUUCUUUCCAAGUAUUGGCAUGUUUGCCUCCAUUACCAUGGUCAGUCUCCUCAGAAGAUUUGGUAAAUCCCAUCAGGCAAGAUUUACGGCAUUUGUGUGUCUUCAGUGUGGACCCUCCAGGAUGCAAGGAUAUUGAUGACGCGCUGCACUGCACAGCCCUUUCCAGUGGAAAUUUUGAAGUUGGAGUUCAUAUUGCUGAUGUGACAAACUUUGUGCACCCUUCUACACCACUGGAUGAUGAGGCUGCGCAAAGGGGCACAUCUGUUUACCUUGUUGAGCGCCGCAUUGAUAUGCUUCCAAAGCCUUUGACAGAAGAUAUAUGUUCACUUCGGGCAGAUGUGGAGAGACUGGCUUUUUCUGUUAUCUGGGAAAUGACACCUGAAGCAGAGAUAAUAUCCACAAGAUAUGCAAAAAGUAUUAUCAAAUCAUGUGCAGCUCUGUCUUAUAUUGAAGCUCAGGCAAGGAUGGAUGACAGUCGGUUGGCGGAUCCUUUAACUACAGAUUUGAGGAAUAUGAAUACAUUGGCAAAGAUUAUGAGGCACAGGCGUAUUGAGAGAGGAGCCUUAACACUUGCUUCUGCCGAGGUCAAAUUUCAAAUUGACACUGAGACUCAUGACCCUCUUGAUAUUGGCAUGUAUCAGAUUCGAGAAGCAAACCAAAUGGUGGAGGAGUUCAUGCUUGCUGCCAAUGUUUCAGUUGCUGAAAAAAUCCUUAAACACUAUCCUCUAUGUUCCCUGUUGAGGCGGCAUCCUAUACCGACUAAAGAGAUGCUUGAACCAUUGCUGCGUACAGCUGCUUCUGUUGGUCUUGACUUGGACGUCUCUUCAUCAAAAGCACUGGCCGAUUCGCUCGACCGUGCAGUGGGAGAAGAUCCAUAUUUUAACAAAUUGAUACGAAUACUCGCAACUAGAUGCAUGACACAGGCAGUAUAUUUCUGUAGUGGCGACUUGACUCUGCCAGAAUACCAUCAUUAUGGGCUGGCUGCCCCAUUAUAUACUCAUUUUACUUCACCUAUCAGGCGAUAUGCUGAUGUCAUUGUGCACAGGUUGCUUGCUGCAUCAUUAGGAAUUUACAAGCUUCCAGCCGUAUUUCAAGACAGACCCCAGCUAACAAGUAUUGCUGACAAUCUGAAUUAUCGACAUAGAAAUGCUCAGAUGGCUAGUAGAGCCUCAGUGGAGCUCCAUACACUCAUCUACUUCAGGAAGCGGCCCACUGACACCGAAGCUAGAAUUGUCAAGAUUAGAUCCAAUGGCUUUAUCGUUUUUGUACCCAAAUUCGGGAUCGAAGGACCUGUAUACUUGACAGAGAGAAGUGAGAAGGGAGGCGGGGAAUGGUUUGUUGACGAACAGCAACAGAAGAUAAAAAAGAUGGAUGGAAGCAUUAGUUACGGGGUCUUGCAGAAGGUGAACAUUCACAUGGAGGUCGUGGAGCCUCAGCCGAAUCGGCCAAAACUCCAACUUACCCUUGUUUAGGUAUGUAAAAAUAGACAAGUUUAGUGUAGCAGCAACACCAAGUCUGCUAUUGAGUAAUGGAGCUCGUCCAUUGAAAUCAGGGUAAAGAACUUUGCCGAUCUCAGUGCCUCCCCAAAAUCAGAGUUUGUCGGGGGAGCAAUAUAACUGACGGUGUUCGCCUGCAUAGAUUAGAUUCUUCCUUUUUUGUGGGGUGAGGGUACUGCAAAGUAAUUUUAUGUAUUGCCAUUCAAACUGUCUGUUUUUGAUCUCCUUUAAUUUCUCUAAAACCUGUUUGCACAUAUCUUUGAUAUGAAGUGGGGCUUUUUCUUUUCUUUUUC